Betta splendens (Siamese fighting fish) is the source of this 1862-nucleotide messenger RNA. It is a transcript of the gene rdh12l, whose product is annotated as retinol dehydrogenase 12, like. The record is from RefSeq and is a predicted model, not a curated record. The transcript is spliced from 7 exons. The coding region runs from base 353 to 1090 and encodes 245 amino acids. Lineage: Eukaryota; Metazoa; Chordata; Actinopteri; Anabantiformes; Osphronemidae.
UUUUAUUAAUCCAUGUUAUCAGGGCCGGAAUCUAGUUUAAAUACAAACUGAGAUUAUAUGAGAUCUUACAUAAUCAAAUCCCUGCAAGGAAAUCAAAUCUGCGUUCUGGCGGAGGAUAUUGGAGAUUGAUUUAACCCACUGUGGGGUCUCACGUACGGGUGAACGACCUGCAGCCGCCGGUUGGACUUCAACACAUGUCUCCCUCAGAAACCUCUUCCGGGCUCCUUGGUCCUCUGCUGCGAGACUGGAAGACAAAACGGUGGUCAUCACCGGGGCCAACACUGGAAUCGGCAAAGAGGCAGCCAUCGACCUGGCAAAGAGAGGGGCAAGGGUCAUUAUAGCAUGCAGGGACAUGGAGAAAGCACAGGUUGCUGUUAAAGAAAUCAUCGAAGCCUCAGGCAAUGAAAAUGUCCUGUGCAUGAAACUCGACCUGGCCGACAGCAAGUCAAUACGAGAGUUUGCGGAAGCCAUCAACAAAGUGGAGCCGAAGCUCAACAUCCUCAUCAACAACGCCGGUGUGAUGGUGUGUCCUUAUGGGAAAACAGCAGACGGCUUUGAGAUGCAGAUCGGUGUCAAUCACUUCGGACACUUCCUGCUGACCUAUUUACUGAUUGACUUGAUAAAGAAAUCUGCGCCUGCCCGGAUUGUCACAGUGUCGUCCAUGGCUCACUCCUACGGCUCCAUCAAUCUGGAGGAUAUCAACAGUGAGAAGGGUUACGACAAGGGCAAAGCUUACGGCCAGAGCAAGUUAGCCAAUGUGCUUUUCACCCGCUCGCUGGCUAAACGACUGGAAGACACAGGGGUGACGACCUACUCUCUCCAUCCUGGAGUGGUCCAGACUGAUCUGUGGCGUCAUCUUAACGGCCCUCAGCAGUUUCUCUGGAAACUGGCAACUCCCUUCACCAAGAACUCUACACAAGGAGCUCAGACAACAAUUUAUUGCGCAGUGGAGCCGUCCCUGGAGAAAGAGAGCGGUGGAUACUACAGUGACUGCGCUCCUGCUAGCUGCUCAUCAGCUGGAAAAGACGACAACCUGGCGCAGAAGCUGUGGGAGCUGAGCUGUCGCCUGCUCUCCAUAACGUGGGACUGAGGCCGCCUGGAUUUAAAAUUAACAAUUGCCAUAAGUCUGUAAUUCACAAUGUCCAACAUAAACAUUACCUUCUGGAGUUUUAAUACCAAAAAUUAUUAAAGAAAUACAAAAAAUACAUUUUUCUAUCAAUAACAACCAUUUAAAAAGGAACAAAUCCACAAGCAAAUGUGAUGUGCAUAAUCACUCCAAUCUAAUGUAAAGCUCACACAUUUUUAACACAGUGAAGUUAAAUUAAAUUAUUAUUCCCCCAAUCCUUCAUCUGGCUCAUGACAUUCUCACUGAUACCGAACUGAUGAGUAACAUAAGGCAAAGCCAGAAUGUCCUUAUCCAGUAUUAAAUGGAAGACUUACUCCUGUAUUGGAUUUUGUACAACUAAGAUAAGGCAUUGAUAAGAGUAACAAUAUGUUUUGUGAAUCGACGGCAAAGUACUUCCUGGUGUGCAACGAAAACGUCCUUGUGCAAGACCAAGGCAGUUUGAGGUAAAGGAACAAGGAAACGUUUCUCCACAGAAGCAGUAGCUGCUGAAUUGAUACCAAGGGUAAAUUCCUACGGUGUGGACGUGCAGAAAGUGUGUAUAAUAAACUGGCUGAUAUUGGAUUAGAUCCAUUGAUUCUUACUUGGGAACUUUAUCAAUUCAGAAUAAUACAGGGUAAAAAUAAUGGUGUUUAGCUCAAACUGACUGAACUUACAGGAAAAUAAUUACAAUCUAAAACAAAAAAAGCCCAAAUGUUUAAGUGUAAAUGCUUUUUAAUAAAAACAGGCUUCAGAAUCA